Sabethes cyaneus is the source of this 1363-nucleotide messenger RNA. RefSeq lists its product as uncharacterized. The record is from RefSeq and is a predicted model, not a curated record. The transcript is spliced from 5 exons. Gene Ontology annotation, biological process: arachidonate secretion; phospholipid metabolic process. NCBI's taxonomy places the organism in Eukaryota, Metazoa, Arthropoda, Insecta, Diptera, Culicidae. Bases 1 to 1266 code for a protein of 421 amino acids.
AUGGGCUCGACCUUAGUGCCAGAGAGUGUGUUUGUUAGAAUUGUUUUAGUAAGCAUUUGUGUUUUGGUUUCGCCGGUGCUGGCGGAUCUUCCAAAGACGACCGCAGCGGACGGGUUGACAACUAAGGUCACUAGCCGUGAAAAUAAAAAACCAACAGAACUUACUACGGUGACCGGUUUGAAUGACACCAGUGGAUCAACCGAAGCGGCAGUGGUGACGGGUGAAACAGAUAACGUUGGUCUCAGUACGGUGAUUGUGGAGUUGAAGCAUUACGGGACGCGGAAAUUCACUUUUCUCGAGCCGGAUCACAUUCCGAUCAGCAAUUUUCUCGAUCUGGAUGAAAAUGUUGACUUAGAGUUGCUGUUUACCGAGCAAGUUCAGGCCAACAAUUCGAGCCAGAACUCCAGCCCAGCGGAAAAUAUCGUACUCCAGAUCGAGGACUACGACGAUGAGGGCAACACCAAGAGCUACUUUCUGCACUCAUCGCCAUAUUCUGAAAAUCCCGCGAACGAUACCGUGACAACCUCAACAGUUUCAUCGCGAGUUUCAGGCUUCUUUCGGGACAUCCUACAGCGAUUGGGUGUCUACAAGUACAUCGUCAGCUACCGAAACCGGCAGAAGGAUGGCGCCGGAGCGCUGGCUCCCAAUCUGCCCCAUCGCUUCCAUCCGAAUUUCGUCAAUACGCCGAAAGGGUUGCGCAACCUGGCACUAUCCCCAGUUGAGGAGGAUCAGGUGACGACUUCGGUACCGCCGAGCUCGAGCACGACCGGAAAACAGCGACCCAGCAAGGGCCCACCGGUGCCGCCGCCGCCGCCGAAGAGCUCGAUCGGCAGCCUGUUCGAUCAGUUCAAGCAGCGCAUCAAAGCCAUCUAUCCGGGCACGGUUUGGUGCGGCGAUGGCAACCAGGCCAAAAGCGAAAAUGACAUCGGUUUUUUCUACCAAACCGACGUGUGCUGCCGGGCACACGACCUGUGCCCGCUGUCGAUCGCCGCCGGGGAGCAGUUCAAUCGGCUGCGAAAUAAUGGAUAUUUUACCAGAUCCCACUGUGACUGUGAUAAGCAGUUCUACAACUGCCUGAAGAACGCCAACUCGCUGGUUUCGAAUCAGAUCGGCUACACCUAUUUCAAUCUGCUGAAGCCUCAGUGCUUCCGGCACGAGCAUCCCAAGGUGGCCUGCUCCAAGAAAAGCAAAGGCCGAUGCCUGACCUAUGUGGUGGACGAAACGCAGGAAAAACUGUGGCAGUGGUUCGACAAUCUCAUCUACUAGUGGCCAGUUGCCACUGUUCUGGUGGCGUUACUUCCCGGUUCCUGCGGUUCCAAUCCAAAGAAUGCGAACGUGAGCUUACGACAGUACCAACACCAAA